This is a messenger RNA of Colossoma macropomum (tambaqui), 2559 nucleotides long. It is a transcript of the gene cdh12a, whose product is annotated as cadherin 12, type 2a (N-cadherin 2). Gene Ontology annotation, molecular function: calcium ion binding; cadherin binding. Gene Ontology annotation, cellular component: plasma membrane; catenin complex; adherens junction. NCBI's taxonomy places the organism in Eukaryota, Metazoa, Chordata, Actinopteri, Characiformes, Serrasalmidae. The transcript has 11 exons. Gene Ontology annotation, biological process: calcium-dependent cell-cell adhesion; adherens junction organization; multicellular organism development. Bases 24 to 2450 code for a protein of 808 amino acids. The record is from RefSeq and is a predicted model, not a curated record.
AGUUCUACGCUUAAGUUUUUCCAAUGCUAAUGGGAAACUGCUUGCUGCUGAUUCUGUGGUGUCUCUUGGACAAAAGCUUUGUUUCACCCAUGCACUCUUCAGCGCAAAGCAAGUUGGGGAAAGAGCACCACAGGGGUUUGAGGGACCAGAGGAGACAUGGCUUGUCUGGCCUUCAUCGAGUCAAACGAGGUUGGGUCUGGAACCAGUUCUUCGUGCUGGAGGAGUAUAUGGGGACUGAUCCGCAGUAUGUUGGGAAGCUGCACAGUGACCUGGAUAAGGGAGAUAAUUUGGUGAAGUACACGCUGUCAGGAGAAGGAGUUGGCUCCAUUUUCACCGUCGAGCCGACCACAGGAGACAUCCAUGCCUUGCGGAGCCUGGACCGCGAGGAGAAGCCUUAUUACACGCUGCGAGCCCAGGCCGUGGACGUGUUAACAGGGAGGCCCCUGGAGCCUGAGUCCGAGUUUAUUAUCAAAGUCCAGGACAUCAACGACAACGAGCCCAAGUUCCUGGAGGGCCCUUACUCAGCCAGCGUCCCAGAGAUGUCACCCAUAGGCACAUAUGUUAUGCAAGUCACAGCCACAGAUGCAGAUGAUCCAACGUAUGGAAACAGUGCCCGGAUUGUCUACAGUAUUCUACAUGGACAGCCGUACUUCUCAGUGGACCCCAAGACUGGUGUGAUAAAGAUUGCCUUACCCAACAUGGACCGGGAGGUCAAGGAGACGUACCAGGUGUUGAUCCAGGCCAAGGAUAUGGGGGGACAACUAGGGGGCCUCGCCGGGACCACUAUCGUCAACAUUACCCUGACUGACGUCAAUGACAACCCACCUAGAUUUGCCAAAAGUAUCUUUCACCUGCGGGUUCCUGAAUCUGCGCCAGUCGGGUCCUCAGUGGGGAGGAUUAAAGCACAUGAUCUGGACUUGGGGAAGAAUGCAGAAGUGGAGUACAGCAUUGUUCCUGGAGACAGCAGCUCCAUGUUUGACAUCUACACUGAUGAACACACUCAGGAGGGCAUAGUGGUGCUGAGAAAGCCACUGGACUAUGAAAACAGGAAGGCCUACAGUUUUAAAGUGGAGGCAUCCAACCCUCACCUGGACUCACGCUUCAUGCACCUGGGCCCGUAUAAGGACUCAGCCACAGUGAAGGUCAGCGUGCUGGAUGUAGACGAGCCACCCGUCUUCAGCAGGUCCUUCUACAACAUGGAGACAUAUGAGGACACACCCAUGGGCAUCGUUAUUGGAGCGGUGACUGCAGAAGAUUUGGAUGUAGGGGACAGUCCAAUCAGGUAUUCCAUUGAGUGGAAGAAGGAUGCCGAAAAUUACUUUGACAUCGACCCUGUCGAGGGCACCAUAACCACCAGCGAAGCCCUGGACCGAGAGCGAGCGGCCAAACAUAACAUUACUGUUGUUGCGACUAAAGUUAACAACCCCCUGCUGUACAGUCGAGUUAGUGUCACCAUCAGCGUGCUGGAUGUCAAUGAAUUCCCCCCGGAACUCUCCCACCCUUACGAGGCGUUUGUUUGUGAAGAUGCAAAAGUAGGCCAGGUGAUAGAGAUUCUCAGUGCUACGGACAGAGACAUGCCUCAUGUAGGACACAGAUUCUUCUUCAAAUCUCCACGAGACAUCAGGAACAGGAACUUCACCAUCAGGGACUAUGGAAAUAACACGGCGGGGGUCGUGACCAGGAAAGCAGGCUUCUGGCGGAGAGAGAAGAGCAUGUACCUGGUUCCGGUGGUGGUGGAGGACAGUGGCUACCCCAUCCAGAGCAGCACAGGAACGCUGAGUGUGCGUGUGUGUGCCUGUGAUGAUGGCGGAUCCGUGCUGUCCUGCAGCGCGGAGGCCGUUUUUCUGGCCAUGGGCCUCAGCACCGGAGCCCUGGUGGCCAUUCUGCUCUGCAUGCUCAUUCUGCUGGUGAUGGUGGUGCUGUACGUGGCUCUGAAGCGGCACAAGAAGAAGGACGCACUGAUGUCCUCCAAGGAGGACGUGCGAGACAACGUCAUCCACUAUGAUGACGAGGGCGGAGGGGAGGAGGACACGAACGCCUUCGACAUCGGCACUCUACGCAACCCCAAAGCCUUGCAGGAGACGCCGCCGAGGCGGGACGUCCAGCUCGAGGCCGAACUGGACCUGGACUCCGAAGACAACGAGGACAUCCGGGCUUAUAUCCAGCAGCGGCUGCAGGAGAACCACACCAGCACCUCAGCACCGCCAUACGACUCCUUGGCCACAUACGCCUACGAAGGCGAAGGGUCAGUAGCCGAAUCUUUGAGCUCCAUCGAAUCCUGGGUGCUGGAUGCUGAAGAAGAUUACAGGUCCAUUCAGGACUGGGGGCCACGUUUUAAGACCCUGGCUGGAAUCUUUAGCCAGCGGGAGUCGACCCAGGGUGCAGAAAAACGGCCGGAAAAUAAAGGCAGCAAUCCUCGGGCAGAGGGAUCAGAAGAGCAGCCGGACUGAUGCGAUUUUGUUUAUCACGCAAGCUCUGUGAAAACAGCUGGAACGUUAUCGAUUUGGGGCGUAACGCUCCAAACCAAGACUUGCUAGGGCAGAAGGGAAGUGGUGCAUU